AUACCUCCUUCAUAGCAGCUUACGUGCAGGGGAAGCUGUAGAGAAAGGUGUGUGAAUAUGGAUACAAACAGGGAUCGUUCUUAGAACAUGACAUGUUUUUAUUACACUUGGAUUACAAAUGCUGAUUUCUGUGUACAAUUCUUUGGAGGGAUUUGUGUAUGAUCCACAAAAUCAGAUGGCAACACAACUAUGGAUACCUGUAAAUGGCAGUAGUGCUUCAACAGUGGAGAUAUUGUAAAAAAAAUCUUUGAUUUUGUUGCAGAUCAAAAACUUUCUAGUCAGACCAUUCCAGAGGGAUUGAAAAGGACAGCAGUUUAACGUAAGAUAGUGUUGGCUGAUACACCUGACAGAGAAAGGAAAACAUACUGCUUUUCAUCUGGUAACACAACACGCUUUGCGUGCAUCAACAGUGGAGAUAUUGGAAAAAAAUCUUUGAUUUUGUUGCAGAUCAAAAACUUUCUAGUCAGGCCAUUCCAGAAGGAUUGUAAAGGACAGCAGCUUAACGUAAGAUAGUGUUGGCUGAUACACCUGACUGAGAAAGGAAAACAUACUGCUUUUCAUCUGAUAACACGAUUUGCGUGGUCGAAUGGAGAAGUCUACAAAGUCACAUACUGACAAUUGAUUUCAUGUUGACGUGAAACCUCUGCAUACGUCAUGUCCAUUAGAAGAUUGACUAGAAAACAGCUGAAAUUUUUCAGAGUCAAAGUUAUGACGUUGGAUUCUGAGAUAGAAUUAAACUGCAAGAUGAACUGGAAAGGUUCAGUCCUGUUUGGUUCGGUAUGUGAAACUUUGGGGUUAAAGGAAUCUUGGUUCUUUGGCCUGCAGUUUACUUCAAAUGGGAUGGACACUUGGCUGAAGCUGGAUAAGAAAAUAUUACAGCAGGAUCUACCCAAAGAAGAGCCCACAAAGUUCCGUUUUUUAGCCAAGUUUUACCCUGAAAAUGUUGCUGAGGAGCUGGUGCAAGACAUCACCCGUCAUCUGUUCUUCCUACAGGUAAAGAAACAGAUUUUGGAUGAAGAGAUCCAUUGUUCACCUGAAGCAUCUGUUUUAUUGGCUUUAUAUGCCCUCCAAGCAAAGUAUGGAGACUACAACCCAAAUAUUCACCAGCCUGGUUUCCUCUCCAAAGAUGAGCUUCUGCCACAACGAGUUCUGCAGCAGUAUCAAAUGACUUCAGAAAUGUGGCAGGAAAAAAUAACAGCAUGGUAUGCUGAACACAGAGGAACUGACAGAAAUGAAGCAGAAAUGAACUACCUGAAAAUUGCUCAAGACUUGGACAUGUAUGGCAUGAAUUACUUUCCCGUCUUAAUUUAUUACCAGCAAGCCAAUACAGACUCUGCAAUCCUGCUUGGAGUUAAUGCAAAGGGUAUCCACAUCUUUAGCAAAAAUAAUAAAAUAAUGCCAUCAAAAUCUUUCAAAUGGGGGGACAUCAGCAACAUUUCCUACAAUUAUAAGAGGCUGAAGAUUGCACCCAUUAACAGAAAGGAUGGCGUUUUCAAGUUUUAUUCUCCAGAAGAUAAAGUCAAUAGAUUGAUUCUGGAUCUCUGUAUUGGAAACCAUAACUUGUUUAUCACAAAAAGAAAAGUAGAUUCAAAAGACAUCCAACAGAUGAAAAAUCAAGCCAAACUAGAAAGGACAAGAAAAAAGAUAGAGCACCAAAAUUUAAUAAGAGAAAAACAACUCCGUGAAGAUGCAGAGAGAGCUAAAGAUGAUAUAGAGAGAAGGCUCUUUCAGCUAGAAGAUGAAGCAAGGCAAGCUAACGAAGCACUGAUUCAUUCGAAUGAAGCUACUGAACUAAUGGCAGAGAAAGCACAAAUCGCCGAGGAGGAGGCCAAGCUUCUUGCUCAAAAUGCAGUUGAAGCAAGGCAGGAGAUGCAGCGCUUGGAGAUAGCCGUACUCAGUAGUAAAGAAGAACUGCAACUGAUGGAGCAAAAGAUGAGAGAAGCUGAUAUGAUAACAGUAAAACUUAUGAAGGAAUCAGACAGACGAGCCAAAGAGGCUGAGAAGUUAGAGCAAGACCUUCACAAAGCAAGGGAAGCAGAACUCAUUGCAAAGCAAAGACUGAUGGACCUGAGUUCCCUUUGCGAACCUCUGGUAGCAAAAUGUUUUCCCCCAAAUGUCACAGAUGGAGUUACAGAUAACAGAAUAAGUCUUGAUGCCUCUGACACAGAUAUUAAACGAUUAUCAUUGGAGAUAGAAAAAGAAAGAUUGGACUAUCUUGAAAAGAGUAGGCAGAUUGAAAGUCAGCUGAAUGAACUCAAAACUGAACUCCGGACUCUGAAACGGGAGGAUCGUCAGCUGAGUCUCCAGUCUUUGUGGAAUGGUACUUUUAGAUCCAAAGAUCACUUCCAUGAUACACUUUGGAUGGAAACAUAUGGGGAACAAUACAGAAGCCCUUUAUUUACAACCCCAUCUUUACAAACAAUGAGUACAGUGUCUGGCAGCCCAGAUUGGGGUAACAAUGACAUAAGAACUCAACCGUUGCUCACACAGUCAAGCUUCAGUCUUGGAAGAGCAUCCAAAAGAAAUAUAAGACAGGCCAAUAAGAAUGAAUUUGAUGUAAUAUACAUCUGAAGACAGAAUGGCAGCUGUUCAGUAGCCAUUUGGAAACAACUUUCACUGCUGGGACUAUGAUCUCACAUUAAUAAACCACAAGCACUGCUAAGCCAUUCAAUUUACCUGGACAAAAUUACAGACAGGCUGUAUCUUGUAGAUUAGACUUGUUAUUCUAAAAAGGAAUCCCAUAAAUAAAUAAUAAACUGUUAUAUUUUAGGAGUCACCUGAAAUAAUCCAAUAAUCUAAACUUCAUGAUAUUGUGGACUGACUUUCACCAAGAGGAAAAUAUGUUAUAUUAAAUAUCUCACAACCCCCUGAGUCUCAUCUUCAUCCUCACAUUGUACAGCUAAUAUGUUUUGUUUAUAAAUGUUAUUGCUGGGUUUUUUUUUUUAUUUCCUUGUUUUUUUUCCACAAAAAUAAAGAUUAAAAAUGCAGUCUGGUC
Messenger RNA from Xenopus laevis (African clawed frog), 2995 nucleotides. Its product is annotated as merlin. NCBI's taxonomy places the organism in Eukaryota, Metazoa, Chordata, Amphibia, Anura, Pipidae. The record is from RefSeq and is a predicted model, not a curated record. Bases 655 to 2571 code for a protein of 638 amino acids. The transcript has 19 exons.